AAUUAUUUCAUGCUUUUUUAGCCUGUUUAUUCCCUCUUCUCUUUGUUAGUCACUGUUAUGUUCAUAGUGCCACUUUCAAUUAUGUUUUAAAUUACAAUAGAUCCACCAUUGUGAAAUUCUAAGUAAGGCAAACUACAAGAACAAGUGGUGUAACUCUCUUAAGGUGUGACACCUUCACUAGAGAAGAAAUUAAGCGAGCUCCACCCAAAUGGCAUCAACCCUACCCCAUGAAAGCAGCUGGUGGCAGUCAGGAGGAGUCUAUGUGGAACGCUGUCACUCUGGAGUUCCCUGCACAGUGGAGAGUUGCUUUUCUACUAACCAAUGCACAUUGGAAUACUAAGUCUCUUUUUGCCCUGAUACUCUCUCUCUCUCCCUUUUCUCAUCCGAGGGAAGGAAUUCUGGCAGAGCUGUUGAGGGGAACUUUUUUUCAUACUUCCUCUCUUUCACAUACCAAGUCUCUCCUCCUUUGGUGUGGUGGGGCAGACAUUGAUAGUGUUUGUGUGGAUGUUUGGCGUGGACGGAAAGGGACAGUGAAAAGGAGACAUGCUGCAAAAAGGCAGGGCUGGUGCCAUCAGCACCACAACCACAACAGAGAUACCGGACCUCAAUGAGAGGAGAAUUAGGCGCCUCAGACUAACCCUGGGACCUGAGAGCAUUCCUAAAGCUCAGAAUGAAAAAGUCAACUCUGAAGAGAAAAUGGUCAAUGGUUCCCGGAGAAGGAAACAUGCCCUCAUGCAGAGAGAGAGACCACCUGGAAGAGAAUCACUUGAACAAGAAGACAAGCACCCUGUAACCAAUGGCAUCGGUAGGGAGCAGCCUAUUCAGCACGGGCACAGAGUUUAUGGCAUGGUGCAAAGCACAGGCACCAACCACCAACAGGAAGUGAUGGCACACGAGGUUUCUGUCAAUCACCUGAGAGAUGAGAUGAGGUACAUCAAAGAGGUACGUGACUCUUUGGAAAAAGUCAGAGAGCGGAUGUAUGGCCAGUUUGGAGGGAUGCAACAGUCAAUGCAAAAAUUAUCUCAGGAAUUAAAGGCAACCAACUCUCAUAAGUGUUACCUAGAGUCAGAGGUGAGAACAAGAAGGGCAGCAAUGGAGAGCUUUGACCAGAUGAACAGCUCCCUCAUAUCUUCAAACAUUGACCUGCAGAAGUCAUUGCUGGAAAGCUGUCAUAACCGUGUGGGGAACAGGGAUGAGAUGAGAUCUCUGUGCAGCUCCUUAGAGAAGACAGAGGAGAAACUGAAGGAAACAGAGAGACAACUAGCAGCAGCACAUGCUGAAAACCGCUCUCUGAAACAUCAGGUGGACACUUCUCAGGAGGCCAACACUCAAGCAUUGAAAGAGAUGAGUGCAAAGCUACAGAGGGAAUACGAGGAACAGCUGCAGGAACAGCGGAGGAAGUACACAGAGGAGAUAGAAGCUCUGCAGGCACAGCUUGAUGACUACUUGAGGAGGCUUGAGGAGGCCGAGAAGAAUGCUAAGAUAGCUGAGGCAAAGAUCACAGAAAGAGACAAAAGAAUAGCAGAGGUGGAACGACUACUAAAUUGUAUGGCUCAGGAGAAGUGUGACCUGAUCAAAAAGCUCUGUGAUUGUGAACAACGCUUGCAUGGUUUGGACCAAGUUGACCAUGCAGACAAAGCUGUAGCCAAACAGUCCGAGCAGCUGAAAGGAGAAGCAGCAGAAUUGAGAGAGAGAAUAAAGCACCUCAAUGACAUGGUGUUCUCACAGCAGAGGAAAGUCAAGGGUAUGAUAGAGGAGGUUGAAACAUUGCGAGAAAAAGUUGCAGAGAAGGAUAUAUUCAUCUCUGAGCUGCUGGACAGGAUAGCCAUUGUGGAGUGUGAGAAUAAUGAGUUAGAAGACAAGCUGAAGUAUUUUAUGUCUGUGCAGAGAGCAUCUGAGACUAAAGUACUCACUAGGGACAUUGGAGUUGGUUGUGACCUGCCCAUUAGAUCUGAAGAGCAGCCAUAUGUAUCUCCUGUCCAACAAAGUCCGGUCCCAUCAUCCCCAAGAUCUUCUAGCAGACUGAGCAAUAGUCUUCUUAGAUAUACUCCUGGUCAGUACACCUCAAUGCUGCAGUCCGGCCUAGUACAGACACAGGAAGUUGUUUCACGGCCCACACAAUCAUCUUUAAGUUAUGUUCAGACUGGUCAUGAAGACGAGGAAUCUGAAUCUACGCAAUCCCCACCAACGUCUCCAAAUUCAGAACUGUCCUUACCGAGAGUGCGAACCAGCCCAUUAGAGAUCUACACUCCUUUUAUGAAGCUGAUGGAAAUGACCCCUAAUAUUAACUUUGAAUAAAUGAAAACUACUUUGCUGUAGCAGAAGCUGAUGCCCUUCAACAUAAAGUAUUCUUGUUUUGUUACUGCUUGUAACAUUGCAGCAUAUGUAAAUUACCUACUGAUCUGUGAAUAACUUUAUAUAUAUAUAUAUAUAUAUAUAUAUAUAUAUAUAUAUAUAUAUAUGUAUGUAUGUAUGUAUUGGUGCACUCUAUAUUGCUUUGUUUACCAAAAAUCUUGUGACUUUUACAAUUGUCUAUUUAUAUUUCCUUUUUUUUUUUUUUUUUUUUUUUUUUUUUUAGCCCAUUUUGCCCGCUCCAAAUUAUUUUAUAUCAAAUGUAACUCAAUAGGCUUUAUAAAUAUGAGGGUUUCUUCGGCGAAUUAAUUACGGUGUUGUUAUAUCACCGGCGAUUAAACCUCAGUAUACUCAUUGAGUUCUACUUUUCUCACUUCCACGUGUAUUAACGUGUAUAAAUGGUUCAGAUUAUUUGUAUAAGGAGAGCUGCUGACAUCAGUGCUCUGUUUUGCACUUUACUCCCUGGAAUUGCUUAUGCACAGACUCCAGCUCAUUCAUCUUUGCUGACAUUUUUACAGCUGUACAAAACUUAUUAAGAAAGCCAGGUUAAAGAAAAUGUAAUCCCCAUCCCCUACUGUUGUAGACCAAAGUACUUUCAAAGGUCAUUUUACACAGAUACAGUGUGGAGAUUGCGAGAGGGAAUGGAGUGUUGUCGAUUGUUCACAGAAUGAAUCUGUAAAUGCACUUUUCUGAAGACUCACUUCAGUUGUCAAAAGCACAAAGCAUGAUGAUUGUAAAUGAAGUUUUAUAAAGGACAUAUGAGUAUACAAAGCACUAAGAUAUAUUUGGUAUUUUCUUAGACAUUUUCAUUCACUGAGCACUAUAUUUACGUAUAAUUUGGUAUAUUGUUCAAUAAAUGAAACAUGACCAAACCUACAACUGAAUUUUAUUGAAUUAAAGAAAUACUUUGGAAAAUCCUUCAUUAUAACUAAGCCUACAGAACAGCACAAAAAUAUGAAAUCCUUAAUUAAACUUUACAUAAAGCUGGCUCAGACUAUUUUGCUGUCAACAAGAUUUAAUUGGGGCAGACUUCAUGAUGUUGUUGGCAGUUUUGUGUCUGUCCUGUGUGGGGUUUCCACACUCUUUGGAUGGUGCUCUGGGAAAACCUCCAUUCCAUCAGCAGCAGGUGGGAAGUCAUAUGGAGUGAGGUGUGCUGAAUAUGAACCCUUCAUUGUAAUAAGCUGCAGAAAAUGUCAUCACUUGUGAGAAUGUAAUUUUCAUGUGUGAUAAUUAAUUGAUCAACAUUGAGAAACUUGAGUUUCCUUAAUGUAAACUUACGGAGAACAGCAGAGUAGGUGCAUUAAUAUAGAAUGGUGAUUAAAACUGACUAGAACUAACUGAGCAUUAAUCGGUUUUAACACACGCAUUCCAGCCAAUCAGAACUGAAUAUUCAAGUAGACUAUGGUAUGGGCAUUUUCCAAACGGCAUCUUUGCGCCCUUAAUGUCCUGAGACCCAAGCGUGACUUCUGUGUGCAUUUUCCAUUUCCCUUUUUGAUUUGUAAGUAGUAGAAUCUACAGGAGUAAACAAGCAAAAAAAAAAAAAAAAAAAAAAGUUCUAUAGCAAAUAGUUUUCCUAAAAAUUUAUGUCUUAUAUGUGGACAGCGAGACUAUGUUGUGACAUUUUAAAUAACACUAAGCUACGGAAAGUCCGAUUUUUUUCAUCAAAUUGUUUAUUAUGUUUCCAGGAGUGUUGGUUAUUUAUGUUUUCGAGAUGUUACAGACAUUACAGCUGAUUUUCUGUAAAGCUGAAUUAAUGAUCCUUAUUCAAAGUAAUGUCCAGCAUCAACCAAUCACUGCCAUUCAUGUUAAAAUAAAAUG
Myxocyprinus asiaticus (Chinese sucker) is the source of this 4170-nucleotide messenger RNA. Its product is annotated as myocardial zonula adherens protein-like. Lineage: Eukaryota; Metazoa; Chordata; Actinopteri; Cypriniformes; Catostomidae. Gene Ontology annotation, cellular component: intracellular anatomical structure. The transcript has 15 exons. The record is from RefSeq and is a predicted model, not a curated record. Gene Ontology annotation, biological process: intracellular signal transduction. The coding region runs from base 544 to 2298 and encodes 584 amino acids.